CCCAAAAGAAUAUGCAGCAAUCAGUGCGAAGGUCGGCCUAUGCCCACUCAUCUCUCUGCGUGUGCGAGUGUAUGUGCAGCAAUGGAGCGAAGCCGGAGGCAAGACAGAGGCUGAUACAGAUCACCGGUGAGAAGGAAUUUGAAAAGCCAGUGGACUAUUAUGGAUACCCCCAGGAAGGAACGACAGGAUCCAUAGUUCCUGCGCAGAUGACUUUGGGAAUGGAAUCAGCAAGGUCAUUUGGAAUGGGAAUGGGAAUGGGAAUGGGAGCUGGGACACAAACAGGGCUUUGUUCUGAAUUCAAUGGCGCUCCACAAACAGCUCCUGAUCCGUUGGCAAUGACGGAGGUAAUAUCAAAUUCCGGAUUGAGAGAAGUUCAAAUUCCAGUGCAUCCUUCCUGGUUUACUGAGGUUGCAGAGCCUUGUUCAUCUGGAGCAGGAGGAGGAAUGGAAUUGCUUCGCACUAGAUUUGAUGCGGUUCAAAGACAAGUGAAGAGACAGGCUGAAGAUCUGCAAAAUCUGAUCCAGAGCCUCCAGAUACUGGACCAGGACCAGACUGAGUUCAAAUCCCAGGCAACAUCUGCCCCUUUGCACUCUGGAAAUCCUUCUCCUUCUUGCCCUUCUCCUGCCUUAGCUUAUGCUGCAUCGAAGUUGAUGGGGCGGAUCCGAAAGGGGAGGAGGGGCACAUCGUCAUCGUCUGAUGGUGAAGUGAAGCAUCUGUCCCUCAAGGUGGCUGGUGACUAUGAGUUAGCGCUGACUGAGACAAUCAAAACUCCAAUUCAAUUUUGUGUCCCACUUCAGGAGGAAGAGGAAGAAAAAGAACAAGAACGAGAAAAAACAUCCACAUGGACAUCGUUGACAGAAGAAGAAGAAGAAGAAGAAGAAGAAGAAGAAGAAGAAGAAGGGAUGGUCUUGGAUAAGUGCCCGGAGCAUAAAACUGCUGUGAGAAAGUUGAUGGAGGAGGACGAGCAAGCAAAGGAUGAUGACCAGGAAAUGCGGGACAAGGUGAAAUCAUCCAAGCGUUCUUGCCCUCGUGAGAAGGAGGUGGGAGAGAUCAAGAAUGGGAGGAGGGGGCUGUCGUCCUCGUUUGAUGGUGAGGUCAAUCAGCUGCCCCUUAAGGUGGUUGGCCGCAAUGAGUUAGCGCCGACCAAGACAGUGAAAACACCAGUUCAAUUUUGUAUCACCCUUCAAGAAGAAGAGGAAGAAAAAGAACAAGAAAAAGGAAAGCCAACCACAUGGACAGCACAGACAGAAGAAAAGCCAGAAGAAGAAGAAGAAGAAGAAGAAGAAGAAGAGGAAGAAGGGAUGGUGUUAGAUAACUCUGUCUUCAAGUGCCUGCAAGGUAGAGCUGCUGUGAGAGAGUCGAUGGAGGAGGACGAUGAGGGGAACGACGAUGACACGGAAAUUAUGCUGGACAAGGUGAAAUCCUGCAAGCCUUCUUUCCUUGGCGAGGAGGAGAAUAACAGUUGCCUGCCGCAGGUGCAGAUGUUGUCGGAGGAAGAAAUCAAUGGGUCAGAAGAGGUUGAAGCACCAGUGCAUGCACAUUGGAAUUCUGAAUGCCAUUGGAACACAGACCGAGGAAGCAUAGAGAAUGGCAACACCCAGCUCUACGUGCAUAUGCAGGUACUAGAUGUCAGGGAUGAUGAUGAUGAUGAUGAUGAUGAUGAUGAUGAUGAUACCGACAAAGAACAGCGUGAUCCCUCAUCGUUGGCAUCGGGUUUCGCGUUCUGCCAUUCGCCUCACACUCUUGGAGACUCCAAGUUAGAGCGCCGGUCAAACAAUUCUCCUAUCCAGGGGGGUCAUGUCCACACAGACGAUGCUAAAGACCCUACAGCAUGGCCUAUGACUAGAUUCAGUCCUAACUGCUCUGCGCCAGAUAGCUCUAAUACUGAGUCUCUUCAAACCGUGCCUAUAGGAGUCGAGUGCAUCCUGAAAUUGCUGACUGUUGAUCGAGAAAUAAUGGACAGGCAACUCAAAGAAGCGCAGUGGGAACUCGGCAGUGGUAGUUUGGAUCGGUUCCAAGCAUCCCAGGCACCUCCUUGGUACGGGUCCAGUCUCUCAGGCCACGUCCACUGGCAGGUGCCAAACACUGCCGAUACCCGACUGUCCACACAAGAUGAACAUCAGAGACUUCAGAGAAACGCCCAUGGUCCAUGUUCAGGUCCAGGUGCAGACCCUGUCGUCAGUACUUUGAAGCAGAUACACAUGUCAGAGAAAUGCCCAUGGUCCAGGUCCAGGUCCAGGCUCAGAGUCUCUGGCCAGGUUCUGCAGGGUGUAGAUCUGCAACCGCAUACCUUGGCGGUCAAAGCGUCCAUGUCCAUGCCAAGCGAUUUUGCUCUCUCUUUUUCUUCUUCGAGAACAUAUCUGCCUCAUGUCAAAGAGACAUGGAUUGAUGUGGCAAAUGAUGAGAACACUGGGAAGUACAUUGUCUGGAGUGAGAAGAACAACGCUGUCGACAACAGGCCCAGCUUCAGUCUUGAGAGGCCAUCACCAUCAGCUUUUUCGUGUAUGUCACGGGAUUUUGAAACCAUGACAGGAGGAGACAAUGUCAUUCAAGUUCGGCAACCACGGUAUUGUCAUCAUCAUCCUGGGGGCCAGAAAUCAUCGAACUGUGAUCAUAGUCCUUCUUCAGCAGUUGAGUGUGUUCUUAAGCUGCUGAUUGCCGAGAGGGAGAUAAGGCAGAGACAGCUCAAAGAGAUGGAGUGGUGCUGAUCAUGCUAGGAACUGCCAUUGUUCUGAACCGUUUUGUCUAUAAUGGAAAAGACCGCUGGAGAGGCAACGUGAGAAUGACGCCUUGGAUGGGCAACUGCCAGCAUGAUCCUCUUUGCCCCCUCUCCAAUAGCGCUGUAUGACAGCCACCGUUUCAAUUUUAUACCCCUUCUUCAGGCUUCUUGUAUAUUGUAUGCACGUAUGUAUCCACAUAUGUAUGUAUGUAUGUAUGUAUGUAUGUAUGUAUGUAUGUAUGUAUGUAUGUAUGUAUGUACGUAUGCAUGGAUGCAUGCAUGCAUGCAUGCAUUGUAUCCACGUGUUGCAAAUUGUCACCGGAACAGCCCCUUUUCUACCCAGAUGAGUAGAUCCAGAGUUGAAGCAGCUUUACCUCAAUUGCAGACAAUCAAGCACUGUACAGAUGAGCCAAUCCAACAAUGAAACAGUUUUACCUUU
Molecule: messenger RNA, 3158 nt
Organism: Chara braunii
Lineage: Eukaryota; Viridiplantae; Streptophyta; Charophyceae; Charales; Characeae
Source: the annotation of a GenBank genome assembly